This is a messenger RNA of Paramuricea clavata, 732 nucleotides long. NCBI's taxonomy places the organism in Eukaryota, Metazoa, Cnidaria, Anthozoa, Malacalcyonacea, Plexauridae. The record is from the annotation of a GenBank genome assembly.
AUGACAAUAACGAAAAGCAACACAGAAAUUGAAGAUGAAGAAGAAAAACAAGUAUGUUCUGUAGCUAUCAACGAAUGUUCCGACGAACACACGGAGAAAGAUUCACCUUACUAUUCAGCUUGUCAAAAGUAUUUGGAGAACCAAAUUUGUGGUAUAAGCGCGUUUAAGGAAACAGAUUGUAGGUUAACGAUAACAGAUCUAAAGUGUGGUAGCCUGAUUACUGAACAUAAGUUAGUGCUUGGAGUGCGAGGUUCUGAUCCUAGUGGUAUAUUGAUAGGUAGUGCCGGGAAAGUAAUUAGGGAUGAAAUAAAAGAUGGUUCACUUGGUGCAUUAGCAAUAGAUACAACGUCUUUCAACUCGACAUUCAAAGGAAACGUUCGCGAACCAAAAUCGACUAAAAAACCCCCACAAGUUGAAUUUAAUGUAUAUGUGAUUGUCACAAUGGAAUAUACAUGGUAUGAAUUUUGUAAAAUUAAGGAACAUUUCAGAGAAACGAUCGCCAGCAGAUCGUAUGAUAUGAAAGGCAAAAAAUUGAAAACUACCGACAUAUUCAUUGUAAACAGCGAAACAAAUUGUGCAAUGCCUGCAGAUAAAACCAAGGAGGGUAUUGAUGUUUGGCUUGUGGCGCUGGGAUCAGAUGCGGAUAAAGUAACCAUACAAAUUGGGAAUGAUUUGAAGGAUUUGCUCGAUUCCAGACAGUUAACGAAACUUGGCAAUCUAUUUGAGGACAGG